This is a messenger RNA of Amphiprion ocellaris (clown anemonefish), 1793 nucleotides long. Its product is annotated as phospholipid phosphatase 3-like. NCBI's taxonomy places the organism in Eukaryota, Metazoa, Chordata, Actinopteri, Pomacentridae. The transcript is spliced from 6 exons. Gene Ontology annotation, molecular function: phosphatidate phosphatase activity. Bases 221 to 1162 code for a protein of 313 amino acids. The record is from RefSeq and is a predicted model, not a curated record. Gene Ontology annotation, biological process: phospholipid dephosphorylation; phospholipid metabolic process; canonical Wnt signaling pathway.
GUUAGUAGUUAGAGAGCUGCGAUAGUUGGAGGACUCGGGAAGUCAGUGCCCAGACCUCCAAACAAAAAACUUUAACGACUUCUCCUCCUCAGGAUUCAUGUACAAUAGACGCGCCUUGUAGACAGUGAGAGUAAAGCAGACGCAAAACUUUUAGGAAAGCUAGCAGCAAGUUUCUUGUCAUUCCUUUUUUUGUUGGCUAGAAGCACAUAUAACGUUUUAAAUGCAACGCUGUCUGAUUUAUGAGAAAACUAUGGCAGCCGAGACGAGGAACGGCGGGAGUUCGCUGAACAACAAUAACUGCAAAGACCACAGCAGGAGAAAGUUGCUGGUCGGAGUGGAUCUUUUCUGCUUGUUUUUGGCCGGCCUUCCUUUCUUGGUCAUUGAGACCAGCGCUGUUCAGCCUUACCGUAGAGGGUUUUACUGCGACGAUGAGUCCAUCAAGUAUCCGGCCAAAAACGGAGACACCAUUAGCGACGGUGUGCUUAGCGCUGCAGGCAUUCUAAUCACCAUCCUCUCUAUCAUAAUUGGGGAGAGCUACAGGAUCUACUUUCUGAACGAGGGAUCCAAGUCUUUUGUGGGGAACCCCUACAUCUCCGCUCUCUACAAGCAGGUUGGAGUGUUCAUCUUCGGCUGUGCCAUCAGUCAGUCCUUCACUGACAUCGCCAAAGUGUCGGUGGGCCGAAUGCGCCCUCACUUCCUCGACGUGUGCAAACCCGACUUCUCCACCAUCAACUGCUCUCUGGGCUACAUUACUGACUACCAGUGUCAGGGGCCAGAGAGCAAAGUUCAAGAGGCCAGGAAGUCUUUCUUCUCUGGACAUGCGUCAUUCUCCAUGUACACCAUGCUGUACCUGGUGUUUUACCUGCAGUCUCGUUUCACCUGGCACGGAGCCCGCCUCCUGCGACCUUUGACCCAGUUCACCCUCAUUAUGAUGUCUUUCUACACCGGCCUGUCCCGCGUCUCCGAUCAUAAGCACCACCCCACCGAUGUCCUGGCUGGUUUUGUACAGGGAGCCCUGGUGGCCUACUGCAUAGUUUUCUUUGUGUCAGACUUGUUCAAGCCCAAAGGAAGACGUUCUGCUCUGUCUCCAACCCCAGUGAAGAAAGAUCUCGUUCCUGCAGCAGACAUCAGAGAGCGGAGCAACCAUCUUAUUAUGGCAUAGAGAAAGCUGCAAACUGACUGUAUAUAACCCUGACCUGUGCCUUUUUUAAAUCACUACUACAGCCACUAGUCAAUACUGGAUGAAAUAAACUCCCAACGACCUGGAAAAUGCGACAAACAUGGAAUCUUGAACAUCUCCGAGGAUGAGAAGACGGAAAAACGGUCAAGAAAGUCGUGCUUUCUCAGUGGAAAACUUCAUCUUUUUCCUCGGUCUCACCAGAUAUUUUAAUGUGGAAAAGAGAGACAACCUUCUUUUUUUAAUGCAAGGGAUAUUUGUCCCGCUACUUCUGGUAUGAAGAUUAUUAUCCUCCACCGUCAAGGCCUUUCCAUGGACAAACAUCAGAAAUCAAACAAAACUUAGAAAUGGCAGCUGUAAACAAAGCUGUGUGUGGCUUUUGUGCUUUCACACUCUGUUCCUGCCGAUCGCUCACAGUUUGACUAACAAAUCAUGACAAAACAAAUUCCUUAAUUUCAGGAAGGAUGUUGUUUUAGUUUGGUUUUCUUACAAACAUUGUAUGUGUGAUUUUUAUUUUUGUAGCACUAUUUUAGCUAAACUCAGUACUGUUUGUCGCCACUUGAAUGACCCGAAGUGAAGCUUUCGGAAAGCUUUGUAAGCUUUUUUUAAGCUUUUA